GUCAUGACGGCCCGGUCUCUAAUGGCUGAACAACAACUGACGGCUAGUGACAAACUUUACCAAACUUCUUCAGGGGCGAAAGAAACUUUGAAUCGACAUUUAGUAUCAGCUGUGUAACAGCCACGGCGUGUUUGUCUUGUUCUCGUUGUGAUUACAAAUGUGGAAUUACUGAUGGAUCCGAGGUAUGACAUACCGCGGAGGGCCGCCGGAGGUGGCGGGGGCUCCGCGAACUCGUCCCCCGCUCUAGGGGCUCAGUCGCGCCGCAGGAAGAUGCCUCCCAGGCCCGCUGACUUUAAACUUCAAAUUAUCAUAAUUGGCUCCCGCGGUGUUGGUAAAACCAGCCUCAUGGAGAGAUAUACUGACGACACUUUCUGCGAAGCUUGCAAGUCGACCGUAGGAGUUGACUUCAAGAUCAAGACAGUGGAGCUGAGAGGGAAGAAAAUCAGACUACAGAUAUGGGACACGGCUGGCCAGGAGAGGUUCAACAGCAUCACAUCAGCCUACUACAGAAGUGCAAAGGGAAUAGUGCUGGUGUAUGAUAUCACAAAGCAGGAGACCUUUGAUGACCUGCCCAAAUGGAUGAAAAUGAUAGACAAGUACGCCUCAGAGGAAGCAGAGCUUCUGCUGGUCGGAAACAAACUGGACUGUGAGACUGAUCGGAUCAUCUCCAAACAACAAGGAGAGAGGUUUGCCUCCAGAAUAAGUGGAAUGCGUUUCUGCGAAGCUAGUGCCAAGGAUAAUUUCAAUGUCGAUGAGAUCUUCCUGAAGCUUGUGGACGACAUCCUUAGCAAGAUGCCUCUGGAAGUUUCCAACAAGGAGCUUUCCAACAGCGUCCUGUCUCUGCAGCCUGAACCGGAAGUGCCUCCGGAGUUGCCGCCUCCUCGCAUGCGCUGUUGCUGAGAGCCAGAGUGUUCCCCAAUCCUUUUACACACAAACACACAACUGCACAUUACAGCUCAUCACAUGCAGAGUACCAAUCUGGCCACUGGGGGGCGGCAAAUAGCAGCAGUUGGGAGCUAAUGACUGCUGAUGUACGACGCAUGGACUCUCUAAACAACCAGUAUCAACCCUGUUCCCUCUCCUGUCUUCUAGCUGUACUCACUGACAUGUGCUUCACUAACACUUAGGCAUAGUGAAUCGCCCACUUCCUACCACAUGUCUGUCUACACUUGACCCAGACUACCUCAUUCCUCAAACCGCUUGACUAGCUGUGCCCCGCAGGUGCCUUGGAGGUAGAGAGCCCUCUGGUAGCAGUUGCACAUUAACCAGAUGAGGGAUUACUGAAGGCCUAACAGCUCGUUCUCUUCCUUUUUUUUCUAUUAUUAAACAGUCAACAUGAAUACUGUACACUAAGGUUGGUGCAUCUGCAUCAUGUUACAGUAAAGGGAUAACAAUAUCUCACAUCACUGCAGCUUAGUUUAAAUUCUAGGUGUAGUUAAAUACGUUUUUUUAAUCUCAUUAAAAGGUAUAUUUACCAAGAGACGAGCUGACUUGAGGUAAACAAAAGCACAUGAUGUAAAUACGCUGUGUUGGUGUAAUGACUGGACAAGAUGCAGAUUUUUGUGGCCAGCAGAAAGUGGUGGUGUGGUUGUGGUGAUCAUAUCAGUUUUUAUUCCUAUGCGUUAAGAUAUUUGGCGAGGCUGAAACGGCUCAUUUCCCAUUUGUAUAAGUUGAAACGUUUUUGCACUACAAUUCCUCUUACUUAGUUAAACUGACAUGAAGAAAAAACAAGUACACAACUUGUAGUUUAGUGUUCAAAGUAAAAGAUCAAUGCUGCCUCUCAAGUGGCUGCUCCUAAUUCUUCCGUACGCCUGAUGGUCAUGCAAGGAGAGAUGGGUAAUGUAGUCUUUUAGGGAUCUGUGUUUUCACUUGAGGCAUCCUCCAGUUGAGAUGCUGAAUUUUUAGUGGAAAUGAGGACUAUAUAUUUCUAGUAAACCCACACCAUGGUUUUAACCUUUGCUUUGGUUGUUACUAAUACAGAAAAGUGUUUUGUUGUUUAUGUUUUUCCUUUGAAUUGAGACACAGACGAGGGAAGGUUGUUGUGCAGGAACUAAAGGUUGUUGUUUUUGUAGUAUUUGAAUGGCUCAGGACACGUUUGUCAGGCUUUUAAUGCAAACUGGAUGUGUUAAGAGUUUCAUAACAGAUACAAAAACUUCUUAAAUAUCCAGCUUAAAGGGGAAAUUAACUAUUUACAGAAGGGGUCAGCAGUUUUGAAUUCAUGAUUUGGCUGUUGAGGAAAAACGUGGUGAAAUGCCAUUACCUGCACAUUUGCAAAAAUACUAGGCUAUGCAUGUUAAGCCCUAGUGUCUUAAUAGACAUUUAUAAUCCUUUAAAUCUUCCGUCUUUUUAAGUCAAUUAAUGCAAUAUUAGCAAUGUAGCACUGUGAGUCUUUCGGUUUUGUUUGUUCAUGUUGAGGUAAAAGCCUGUGUGCGAGGUUAAGGAAGGACAAACCUGUUUAAAGAACCUGAUUAAGAAUGACUCGCUGUUUAAUUCUGUUUUUGUUGAAGAUUUAUGUUAAGCUCCAGCAGCUUUUGUGGACUUAGAAGGGCACAUUUUGUAGUCGAACAGGUGAUUAGUUACAUACCAAAACAAAAGAAAACGACAGUUAGUGAUAUUCAAGCAGCGCUCACAGUGAGUUUAUCAGCCAGCAAACUUUAGUGCAUACAAGUAAACUUUGCAGUUUUAUCACUUGUAUUUUAAAACCACAAACUUCUUUCAUAUUUUCUUUUUUGUGGAAUCAAACCUUUUGAUUGGCCCCUGUCUCGUAGCAUCAGGCACUAACCCUGUGGUCUUUUGAUUUGAAUAGCCAAGCCUUAUACCACUCAGUGUUUUAAAUAACCAUUUGAAAAUAUUGAUUUCAUUUGAAAUGUGUAUCCUUUAAGAUGGACGACUGUACUUUCUACUACAUCUGUUCAAAAGUCUUUGAAAAGUUUUGGCAUGUUUAAAGCAGAUUUGUGGUAUUUAUAACUUGUGGCAUUCUCAUACUAAUGAAAUGCGAUUAAAGAUAUCUAUAUUUAUUACCAGA
Molecule: messenger RNA, 3025 nt
Organism: Labrus bergylta (ballan wrasse)
Lineage: Eukaryota; Metazoa; Chordata; Actinopteri; Labriformes; Labridae
Gene: rab12
Product: RAB12, member RAS oncogene family
Biological process (GO): protein secretion; protein localization to plasma membrane; regulation of exocytosis
Cellular component (GO): endosome; trans-Golgi network transport vesicle; synaptic vesicle
Molecular function (GO): GTPase activity; GTP binding
Source: RefSeq, a predicted model, not a curated record